GUUCAUCGUUUGAAGUUCAACAAUCUGCAUCGUGAUGUUUUGAAUGCUAUUCACUUUCUUUAACCGUUAGUGCAAUCCUUAGUGAAAUCACUUCCGCUUGGCCAUGAUUCGUUCUUGAUAUGAUUGUUUUAAGAAAAUUAUUUUAUUUGUUUUUGUGUUUGAUUUUGACGGUAUAUGUGGUGAAAACUCAAAAUUUGGCAGAAGUUGAGAACCUGGUUAGGCAAUGGUCACCGCUGGUGUGGAUGGCACCUAAUGAAAAAUAUCUGCCAAUGAAUGCCGAAGAAUUCCUCAGACAUGUUUCUGUAGCUAAUAAGAAUGGAUCAAUAAUUCAGUUUUAUUUGAAUGGGGGAAUUCGUUAUGAUCUAACACAACAGUUCUAUUUGGUGACUAGACGAGAUUUAUAUUCUCUGAGGAAUGAUUCACACUCCUUUAUCUACGGCCAAAAUCCCAAUCACUAUCCAGUAUCGAUAUAUGCCCUGGUUUCAGACUGUGUUCAUGGCCCAGAUCUGAAUGAGACAAAAAAUUAUAUUUCGGAAGAUGCUAAUGAAAGGGUCUCGAGAAAAAAUAGUUCCUUAUAUUUCUACGUCACCUAUUGGUUGUUUUUUCCUUUCAAUGAAGGAAAAAAAGUGUGCACCUUGGGCAAAGUUCCUUUCCUGAACCUAUUCAAUAGAUGUCUUGGCAGAGUAAAGACAUUGGGCAACCAUGUUGGUGACUGGGAACAUAUGAGCCUGUCAUUUUCUGGAAAAAACGUUCCUGAUAAGCUGUAUUUGUCCAUCCACGAUUUCGGUGGCUACUUCACUUAUAAUGAGAAGGGAAGAUAUUUCAAAUUUGAUGCACAAGAAAAUAAAAAAACUGCCCACAGAGUACCAAAAUUUCCACAAAUCGUCCGUACACAAGGUUCACACCCUGUGGUAUUUUCAGCUUAUGGUUCCCACGGGCUGUGGUCAUCGCCAGGAGAAUAUGUCUAUACAAGGGUUCCAAAAUUGACAGAUACAAUCGGGUAUGGCAUUCCUUGGAGAACCUGGAAUAAUAUCAAAAUUUAUCAUCUUGGUAAGAGCAAGCUUCCCUAUUGGAUGAUUUACAGGGGAAAGUGGGGAAAUCCCAAAAACUGUUUACUUGACAAGCUGAAGUUGUGCGAAUUUUUCGAUGGUCCCGAAGGAAUAUUGAGGAAACAGCAAGAUUUUUAUUGUACACCACGGCAGUAAUUAUUGAAAAACAAAUAUCACUUCAGCAGGGAGAUGCAUAUUUGUUCGCAUUACAGAAAUCAAUGACCAAGAAAGAGGAAAAAUUUUGAAUUAUAAUUCUUUAAAAUUGA
Molecule: messenger RNA, 1315 nt
Organism: Leptinotarsa decemlineata (Colorado potato beetle)
Lineage: Eukaryota; Metazoa; Arthropoda; Insecta; Coleoptera; Chrysomelidae
Source: RefSeq, a predicted model, not a curated record